AUGGCUCCUGCGAUCGCUAAGAAGAAGUGCGGUGUCCUCGGAGCUACGGGCUCUGUCGGCCAGCGAUUUAUCCUACUCCUCGCAGAGCACCCUCUUUUAGAGCUCCACGCCCUCGGUGCAUCUGAGCGCUCUGCCGGCAAAGCGUACAAGGAUGCUGUUAAGUGGAAGCAGGCUAGGCCUAUGUCUGAAGCCUUGAGCAACCUUGUCGUUCGCGAUUGCAAGGCUGAGAACUUCAAGGACUGUGAUCUCGUCUUCUCCGGGUUGAACAGCGACAUCGCCGGUGAUACUGAGAUGGAAUUCAUUAAAAACGAGAUCCCCGUCUUCUCAAACGCUAAGAACUACCGCAAGCACCCCACUGUUCCUCUCGUCGUCCCCACCGUGAACCCCCAGCACAUGGACUUGAUCCCGCACCAGAGACAACAGUUUGGUUUGAAGAAGGGAUUUUUGAUUUGCAAUUCGAACUGCGCUGUUAUCGGUGUCGUUAUCCCAUUCGCCGCUCUCCAGGCUAAGUUCGGUCCCGUCGAGGAGGUUGAAGUCUUCACAGAGCAGGCAGUGUCCGGUGCAGGAUACCCUGGCGUUUCCAGCAUGGACAUCGUGGACAACGUCAUUCCCUACAUUAGCGGCGAGGAAGACAAGCUUGAGAACGAGGCGCAGAAGAUCCUGGGUUCUCUAAACGCAGACGCUACUGCUUUUGAAGAGCAGUCCAGCCUGCGGAUCGGCGCUACUUGCACCCGUGUGGGUGUCACCGACGGUCACAUGGCUUUCGUUUCUUUGCGUUUCAAGAACCGUCAGGUACCAAGCGCAGAGGAGGUCAAGCAGGCCUUGAGAGAAUACCAGUCUGAGGCCCAGAAGCUGGGUUGCCCAUCUGCUCCGGAGCAGGCCAUCAGAGUGUUCGAUGAGCCCGACCGUCCGCAACCCAGACUCGACCGUGACAUCUCGAGAGGAUACACUGUUAGCGUCGGACGUGUCCGUGAUGGACUGCCGGGUGGCUACUUCGAUUUGAGAUUUGCUGCUCUCUCUCACAACACUGUUAUCGGUGCUGCGGGAUCAUCUAUCCUCAACGCCGAAGUCGCUGUGAUCAAGGGCUACAUCUAA
Molecule: messenger RNA, 1095 nt
Organism: Aspergillus chevalieri
Lineage: Eukaryota; Fungi; Ascomycota; Eurotiomycetes; Eurotiales; Aspergillaceae
Product: aspartate-semialdehyde dehydrogenase family protein
Exons: 3
Coding region: 1-1095 (364 amino acids)
Biological process (GO): L-threonine biosynthetic process
Molecular function (GO): protein dimerization activity; NAD binding; aspartate-semialdehyde dehydrogenase (NADP+) activity
Source: RefSeq, a predicted model, not a curated record